Molecule: messenger RNA, 7479 nt
Organism: Halichondria panicea
Lineage: Eukaryota; Metazoa; Porifera; Demospongiae; Suberitida; Halichondriidae
Exons: 25
Coding region: 2601-7388 (1595 amino acids)
Biological process (GO): microtubule-based movement
Cellular component (GO): dynein complex
Molecular function (GO): minus-end-directed microtubule motor activity; dynein intermediate chain binding; dynein light intermediate chain binding
Source: RefSeq, a predicted model, not a curated record
CAAGUGUAUGAGGGGUGGAUACAUGAUAAUGAGAAUGUGAUUGCUAAGACGCGAAGAGAAGGAGAGGAGAUACUGAGAAAGGAAGGUGAGGGGAGCAAGGAACUUUAUAGUACAGUGAGUGUUGAUGCUCAUAGUUGCAAUCACUCGUACCUGUAGCAACUUGCCAAAUUAAAGUUUCUGUUUCGUUCGCAUAUAGUACCAUAUAACUGGAAUAUUUGGUGACUGAGGAAUUUGACUGUACCACCUGUGCAUGGUUUAGUGAUUACUGUGUUUACAUUAUCAGCCUUGAUUACUAUGAAUAUGAUUAGUGGUUUGAUAUUGCAAGCUUGAUUGCACAUGCACAAAAACAAUUGUUUUGCUUAUCCAGCUAUGAGAUGAGCACCCCUCUAGGCCUUAUAGUAUAAGCUAAAGUGGAGCUAUUCAUAAGCAGUGAGCAGCACUAGGUAUUCAGAUUGAGCUUUUGUACGUUUAGUGACCACACCUGUCAUGCGCAGGAAAGUGGGUGUGGCUUCCUGUGCUUGGGCGUUCAAAUGUUUUCCGCUCGCUCUCAGUACCUUCCUAGCUACUGCAUUUCCCACUGGCUUGUGCAACAGAAUCAGCACAAAUGCAGAGACUAUAAUUAUAUGCAAACAGAACAGAAACGUUAAUUUGUCCUCUACCGUGACUAUAGUUAUUAGUAGACUGUACGUAUAAAAUCCAUUGUACAAUGUUUGUAAUCCCGCUCUGCAUUUUCCAAUUAUUUACGAGGAAAGUUAAAAUGUUUUUGCUCUCAGUACCUAUAUAUUGCAAGCUUGAGCGCACAUGCACAAAAACAAUUAUUUUGUUUGUGCAACAGAAUCAAACUGAAGUGCAUACCCUCGGUGUUAGUUUGAGGUCUAUACGUUUACAGCCUCGAGUCAAAGUCACGUGUAUAUCUAGGCCAACUUGCAGUGCAGUUCAUGCUUUUUAGCUUUUGCUCGACAACAAAGCUUUAACCUUUAAUAUUAUAAAACCUUGUUGUGUUGAGGCUAUCCAUGGUACCAAUACAGUGCUAUCACAUCCGGGUGAGUAUAGACUCAUAUCCACAGACACACAGAUUGACUACUAUAGCCCGUGGAGUGCCUCGGGUUAACAAACGCAUCAUAAACUUUAAUCUGUCCUCUACUGUAUACAUGUAGUGUGUACGUACAGCUGUUGUUCGCUGUCUCAAUGUUUCAAUGUUGGUAAUCCCGCUCUUAUUAAACUGUUGGCUUCACCUCUUUCAUUACCUUAAUAAGGUUUGUAUGCAACCACUCAAAUCAUGGAUUAAUUGCACAAGCACAUGCGUAGACUUAAUCUAUGAUUAGCCCGCCUAGCCUUGGUCAACACACACAAAUUACAUUACUACAAGUGUGUUUGACAUACCUGACAUGUAUUUAUAUGGUGUGUAUUAGUUGCUUACUCCCUUCCAUGUGGUCCUGGUUUGAUCAAGCUAGAGCAUUGUUCCUUUGACUAUAUUCCACACACUGUGGUACAUGUGUUAUAAUUAAUUAUGGAUACUGUUUAUCGGACAUUGCAUCAAUAUAUGCGCACAUACAUGUACAGUCACUGUGAUUGAGUGAUUGGGUUGGUAACGUUGUACUGUGUACUUAGUGACAUCAUCAUGUUAAUUCGCACAUUCCUGUAAUGAUCAGCCACAUUCCCUGUCAUUGGUGGGUCACUCACUUAGCAAGCUUUAAAGUUUUAUGUACGUACAGCUGCUGUAUCCAUUGUUUGUAGCAGAUCAAUGCCGGUAUUUCCAUUAAAUGCUUUUCUAUUGUAUAACUAGAGCUACCUAGUUGCCUUCCACACUCAAUGUACUCUAUUGUACAUGCACCAAGUUACGUAUGAUUUGAUGUAAUUUUGUUUACAAUACAACAUGUAUGUGUGAUCACAAGUACUGUUAUUGUAUUGUGUUUUCACACUGUCUUGGUUGCGCAGAAUGUCAAUGCAAUUAACCCUGAGGCGUGUGGGAGACUUUAACAUCAAAAUCUGAAACACUAAUAACUUGUUUUGUUGAGGCUAUAUCCAAACCAAUGGACUACCUAACCUGUAGGGUUGAUUAUGCCAAGCCAAUUGACAGACUACCGUAUAGCGGAUAAUUUUUGUGGGGUAAUUAAAAUAUUCGUUAUUAUUUUCGUGGGCAAGCUGACCUAGGCGUGGUUGACCAGAACGCAUGCAAUGCAGUGCAGGCAAUGGACAUUUUGACUCACGAACAUCACCGUGUUCGAUUUGAACGAAUUUUUACCCCACGAAAAUUACCCGCUACGCAUGCGAAAGAUAAUAAUAAUUAUUUGGUGAACAUUUUGAAUUGAUUCCUAUGAGCUAGCUUGUACAGUGCAUGGUAGCUAUAAUUAUAGCUGGUGAUAUCUAUCUGGAAGGACUCUCUGGGCAUGCUGUUACCUUGUCUGAUCAUGCUGAGAGAAUGUGAGACGUCCUUUUGUUCCAAGUUCCUUGUCAAUAUGUAUAAUGAUAUGAAUUUAAAGUGAACUGUAAAUUGAACUGAACAUAUAUAAUCAUGAUAUAUCCGGUUACUGGGUGGGGCUAGAAUAUAACUGCAUUAUAGGCGCAUUCUCGAAUAUAAGUAGCUAUUGACCCCAUGCAUGAGCGCAUGCGCUAAUAAUCCAGUUUCUACGAUAGUCUUGUCACCUAGCUGUGAAGUAUUGCAUCUAGUUAGUUACAUUCACACAUCCUGUUUAGAAUCUAAGCGGUUGUUUGAUGAGGGGAUGAAGCACGGACACGUCUUGGUCAACAUUGUCAACAUGCUCGUGUUUGGACCGGCGGGAACAGGGAAGACCAACCUCAAGCACCUGCUAACUAACAAGCCCCCUCCACUGCAGCGAGACAGCACUCCUUGUAUGGAAAAGCCAGUACGCAUUCGACCUGUGUCCAACGCAAAAUUCAGGUCAACUGGAAGAGGCUGGGAAGAGAUGUCUCAGUCAAAACUGCGCAAUCUACUAGCUCAAAUCAUCGCCAAGCUACCAAAAGAAAGCACUGAUCCAUCUACGGCAUCAAGGGUUGCCGAAAGCUUGAAGAAGAUGACCACAACCGAGCCAAGAUCGAUAUCUGGUUCCGAUGAGCAACUUUCUGAUUCCGAUGAGCCAUUUUCUGAUUGCAGUUCGAGCAACGAUUCCGAUGAAAUUUCUGGCUCUGCAAAGUUGGACGAAGCCAUCGAUGAAGUGAUAGCGAGUGUAGUGAGUGGUGUGGCAGAAGAGCUGAAGCCAGCCUCACAGGGAACUGACCAACUGUCGAGCAGUGACCAGCAAGAAGGUGAACUGUUUGAUUCCAACUGGGUGUACGUUACCGACUGUGGAGGACAACCCCAAUUCCACGACAUCAGUCCUCUCUUCAUCAAGCACAUUUCGGUGGCGUUGAUAGUCCUGCGUUUGAUUGACGAACUCUCCAGUUUCCCUUCUGACGAGUACUACAAGGAUGGGCAACUUGUUGGUAGUCCUCAUGCAUCUCACAUGACCCUCGGGGAGACACUUCAGAGUCUCAUUCGAUCCAUUGAGUCCCAUACCUCACAGGACAAGAAGCCGAAGAUGAUCUUUGUGGGCACAUUCUUGGAUCAGCUCAAGAGCUUGAAUACACUUACCAAGAGGAAUCAAGAAAUUCUCGACAUGCUGCCACCUGAUAUCAAGAAGCUUUUGGUGUACGAAGAUCUUGGAUUGAACAAUCUGAUUUUUGGCCUCAACACGAUCAGCCGAGAUGAUGAUUCACUGGCCACUGCCAAUAGGAUUAGAAUUACUGUUGAGCGUUCUAUUCCACUACAAGUCAAAAUGCCCAUCUGGUGGUCCUUCUUGGAUUCACUUCUCCAGAGUUUAUCUGCCACUCUCGAGCGAGGUGUACUAAGCAAGCAAGAAUGUCUCCGAUUAGCCACUCGAUUUCGUUAUGCGCUCCAAGAUCUUGAAGCUGCUCUGGACUUCUUUGACGAGGUGUGUAUAGCGCACUACUAUCCCUCCAUUCUCCCCAACACAGUGUUUGUGGAUGCCCAGAUUCCACUAGACAAAAUCACCGAACUCUCACAGCACGCCAUCUCCCUGAGGAGUGCUGAAGUCAAAUCACACUCUACUCUAAGCUCAGGAGGGAUCGAGGCCGAAUGGAAGAGAUUUCGAGACGAAGGCAUAAUCAAUUUAAAGUUCCUACGAUUCUUUGAGAAGCAUUACGUUGAAGGCAUCUUUUCUCCAGAAGAUAUGCUGUUGAUCAUGAAAAAGCUUCUCGUGAUUGCUCCCAUUCCACUAGUGGAGUCCACUACCCACCAAGUCGAGUUCUUCAUGCCAUCUCUACUUAAAUCUGCUCCCAUUGCUGAACUGGACAAAGUCCGUUCCUCAUCUGUCCCCCUCGCUAUUCACUUCCCUAGUGGGUGUAUUCGUUCUGGUGUCUUCUGCUGUACGGUUGUUGAUGUAAUGCGGAGGCUUGGUUGGGAAGCUGUUCUCCCCUCAAGUGGUCCGAUACUUUUCGCUAAGAAUUGUAUUCAAUUUCGAAUUCCGAGUCGUCCUUGUGUCAUCUCAUUGGUUGAUUCCUUCUCCCGUAUUGAAGUGUAUGUCGAAGCCCCCCCUCCAUUACGCAAAGAGUUGUGUCCCAUAGUUUGUUCUCAACUAAUGGAAUCCAUCAAAGCUGCUUGUGUUGUUUUGAAUUACAACAAUGAUACACCUAAAGCAGCGAUCUUUUGCCCAUGCAAGAAGAGUGGAAACAAGUUGCACGUUGCCGAUGUGAGUGUGGAUGGCUAUUGGAUGUGCUCCCUUCAUGCACGUGAGUGGGGAGAGCUCAGUGACCAACAUAGAAUCUGGCUGGACAAUAGCGAAGGUUCUGGUGAAGCCUCCUCAGAUGUGAACACUGAAGGAAAGAGACAUCAGCUGCAAUACUCCGGUCCAUCGUCCCCUGUAAUGGAACCUGUGUGUAGAAUGAGUGAUCAAUAUACCAGUAAGGAUGUUUCCGGUGCAUCAUCGUCUGCUACGAGAGGUACUUGUACGAAGACUGAGAGAAGGAGUGAUCAGCAGCAAUACUCUAGUGCGUCAUCCUCUGUUACGGGAGACAUGUGUACAAAGAUGACAUUGAGUGAUCAGCAGCAACAAUCUGGAAAACCAUCCUCUGCUACGGGAGAUACUCUUAUGAAGACUGAGAGAAAGAGUCAUCAGCAGCAAUACUCCGGUGAAUUGUCCUCUGUUACAGUAAUGGAAGAUGUGUGUAAGAAGACUGGAGUGAGGGACCAACAACUAGAUCAAGAAAUCCCUGAGAGUGACAUCAUUCUAAUCGCAGAGAAAUUUCCUCAUCUGCUGAACGUGCACAAGGCUUUGACAAUGACCGAUCUGCAACAUGUUUACGAGAAACUUAAAAGUGCCAGCCCUCACUGGUUCAACCUGGGAUUGGCUCUAGGUCUAACUCAUCCUGAUCUCACCAACAUCAAUAUCAAGUGUCGUGAAGAUAAUGUGUUGUGCUUGCGUGAAAUGUUGGCCAAGCUCCUGAGUACACAACAUGUAACAUGGAGUCUCCUGUCAGAUGGUCUCAAAAGGCCCACUGUGGAUCUCAUCAAUUUGGCUGAUAGCAUCACAGGAAAACCAUCCUCUGCUACGGGAGGUACUUGUACAAAGACUGAGAGAAAGAGUGAUCAGCAGCAAUACUCUGGUGCGUCAUCCUCUGUUACAGGAGACAUGUCUACAAAGAUGACAUUCAGUGAUGAGCAGCAACAAUCUGGUGAAGCCUCCUCAGAUCUGAACACUGACAGAAAGAGACAUCAGCUGCAAUACUCCGGUGAACCGGUGUGUAAGAAGAUGAGAAUGAGUGAUCAAUAUACCAGUAAGGAAGUUUCCGGUGCAUCAUCGUCUGCUACGAGAGGUACUUGUACGAAGACUGAGAGAAAGAGUGAUCAGCAGCAAUACUCUAUCCAUCAAUGUGGGACUCUGGCCAAUGUUGUUAGUAGCACUGGAUCUGGAAUGAGUGAUCAACAGCCUUGUUUGAGUAAUUCUGUAAUGGAAGAUGUGUGCUUGAAGACGGAAGUACAUGAUCAUGAUCAGCACAAUACUUCUGACAAAUUGUCUCCUGCAAUGGAACAUGUGGUCAAUACAACGAGUGAUCAACAUACCAUAAUGGAAGAUGUGUGUAAGAAGACUGGAGUGAGGGACCAACAACUAGAUCAAGAAAUCCCUGAGAGUGACAUCAUUCUAAUCGCAGAGAAAUUUCCUCACCUGCUGAACGUGCACAAGGCUUUGACAAUCAACGAUCUACAACAUGUUUACGAGAAACUACAUGAAAGUGCCAGCCCUCACUGGUUCAAUCUGGGAUUGGCUUUAGGUCUAACUCAUCCUGAUCUCACCAACAUCAAUAUCAAGUGUCGUGAAGAUAAUGUGUUGUGCUUGCGUGAAAUGUUGGCCAAACUCCUGAGUACACAACAUGUAACAUGGAGUCUCCUGUCAGACGCUCUCAGAAGGCCCACUGUGGAUCUCAUCAAUUUGGCUGAUAGCAUCACAGGAAAACCAUCGUCUGCUACGGGAGGUACUUGUACUGAGAGAAAGAGUGAUCAGCAGCAAUACUCUAACACAGCUGCUGAUGUCACUGAAGGAGAUACCUCACAAGAUGUCCUCACUUCAUAUCCAUACACCAUUCCCUCAGGAGCUGGUGGACCGAGGACUGUGACCAUUGAGGAAUUGAAGGAGCGUACUCAAAUCUCUUCCGAUGAUGAUGAUGAUGAUGACAGCAUUGAUUCAUGGUAUUCCACUAACGAACCAGUAGAGCACCACCCAAUAGAUGAGGUUGUGGAUACAGUGGACACUCCUAGUGAUGUCACUGAUCCAGACAUUCUCAUCAAUGAACAGAGCUUCUCUCAAGCAUCACCAGUAGAGCACCACCCCACAGCUAGUGACGAGGCUACUUGUACUACAGCCCUGCAGUCUACCCACAGAACAGAGCAACAUACAACAGCCUCUACUGUACUGACUGAUGCUGUACCAUCUGAUGUCACUGAAGGAGAUACCUCACAAGAUGUCCUCACUUCAUAUCCACACACCAUUCCCUCAGGAGCUGGUGGACCGAGGACUGUGACCAUUGAGGAAUUGAAGGAGCGUACAAAAGUGACCGACUCUCAACUUGAUACUGAAAUUGAAGAGACAGACAUGAUCGUUCUGGCAGAUCACUUUGACAAUGUGGAGACCUACCCUGCUAUGCUGGGACUGAGCCCUGCUGAACAGAAAGAUGUUAAACUUGAUUGGUAUCUCAAUGACAUGCAAACAGCAAUGUUUCAUACUCUAAAGGUGUGGAGACAGCAUAAUCCAGGUGCAGCCACGUACCGAGCACUAGUGGACAUCGUACUGGAUAUGAGAAUGGAAGAAUUGGCCACUUACAUUUGUCAGUCAGCAGCUAGAAAACCUGAACCUGUGGUGUGCAAUAGAACCUAACUCAUUAUUGUGCAUGUCAUACUUGUACUGUUUUAGUUAAUUCCUUGAUCUGUGCUAUUUGUGUGAAUUCAUUAAAAAAAAUUGCCCAUUG